AUGCAGCCAUGGCAGGGCCAAGGAGGCAAUGGCGACGAUAACAGCUCCUGGCAGAGCAACUUCAACGCUUUUGCCCCUCAAGAUGGCCAAUACAGCCAGCAACAGAACUGGGCGCCCCAGCAUCAGACGCCUGGCGGCGCAGCAUAUGCCCAGCCCCAAGUGAACCACGUCGACAGCCCGGCCAACCUAUACCACGAUUCGAACCAGUUCUCCAACUACUCUGGUGGUCAUGAAACCCUAGGUCUCGGCCGACAGUAUAAUGGACAGGGUCUUCUUGGUGGCGCAUCAUUCAAUGAUGUGCAGCGUGAUCCGUACGGUCAGCAGGACAACGGACGCCAGGCUGGGCAGCAACAGGUGCAACCGCAGCAAGGAUUCUCCCACCAAGCCUUCGCUGACUUUAAUCCGCAAACCCAUCUUGGCCAACAGCAGCAACCGCAGCAACAACAGCAACAGCCGCAGUACUCCCAACCACAACAGCGCCAGUACUCCCAGGCACCUGCUCCGAACUACUCUCAUAAUAUCGCGUCCACCCAGCUGCGACCAUCGCCCACUCCGCCGAUACCAAGAGAGCAAAGCUACACGCCAGAUAUAUACGCCCCGCAACUCAGCAAUGGUCAGCAGACAGCCUCUUAUCAAACGAGCCAUCAACAGCCGCAGUACCAGCAGCAAUCUUCAUCGUACCCCCAGGCACUGCCCAACAACCAAUUCAACCUGAGGCAGUCGGCAGCACCGCAGUUUUCUGCUACGCAACCACAGCCCUUGGUAUAUGGACAGAAUGGGACGCCGCAGCCGCCGCAAAACGCCCCAUACCAACCGCCACCCGCGGCCGGGUACGUAGAGGAGCCGUCCCCCAAGAGACAACGGACCAUGGACUCGGCUACGUUCUCGCCAGCCCCUGAAGCUCCCCCGACCGCGACAGAGAUACGCUCUCGCUUCGAGGAAUUGGACUCACUACCCCCGCCUACGCAAAGUCCCGAAGAGGCGCAACUCGUAAACACAUUCUCUAGGCGCACAAAAGCUGCACAAACCAAGUUCCCCCCCAUUGCGGGCCUGCCAAACCUUGUCAGCCUCGGAUCCGUCAAGCUUCCGGCCCCAAAAAGCUAUGAUAAGCUCGCGCCGUUGGUAGCAACCCCCUCGAGAAGCAAAAAGCCCCUUGUGCCAGAAAUGGGGUAUGAUCUACCAGCUGAGAUCCAGGGGAGAUUUGCCAGUCAGUAUGCUCCGGCACCCGACAAGCUGGGGCUGGAUGAGCGACGCGUGGAAGCUCAGGCGCUACUGGACGAAUUUGAGACCUCAAUGAAAGCCACCGGGAAACGAAGGCCCAAAUACACCGAGUAUCCUCAUACCUUCAAAGAGCAACUCAAGGCAGAUGAGCUGUCGAAGAACAAGAAGGCGAAGAAAGAAUUGAAAGAGGACAAAAGCAAGCCGAUUCGCCCACCUACCAGGCCCGAUGAUAUUGUAGAAGGGGCCGCAUGGGACGCCAUUGGCAUUGUUCGCGUCGAACCUUCUGCCAGCAAGACCAGCAGUCCCGUUGCAAAUCGCAUUCAGCAAGCUGGCGAUCUCUUCAUCAAGCUGCGGGGUGACAUGAACCAGGCGAAACAGCAGCUUGACCAGGCGGUGUUGGACAAGAAGCCCGAGGCCGAGAUUGCGACACUUAGGAAGGCUGCAGAGGAGAGAAAAAUGGCACUGCACCGAGCAAUCGACGCCACCAUCGAACACGCAGAUGACGCUAUUAUCGACAACCUAGGGACCCACCAAAAGCUGAUUCUCAGCUUGGUGAACGUCUUGAUCAGCUCUAUCAAGGCCAACGACUUCACUGGCAAGUUGCCGAAAGUCGUGUUUGAGCUGUUCACGCACAUUCCGAUGACCAAGAAGAUUGCAGAGACGACCAAUUUCGACACCGUUCGCAAGCGCUUUAGCGACAAGGGCGACGAUGAAAUGAAGGAGCUUGUUCGUGAAGUGUCUAUCAAAGUCAGGAAGGUCCUUAAGGAAGCCGAGUCAACAGGCUAUUCGGGCACAUCGGCCGCUGGACGAGCGAGGGCGGCGGCGACUAAGCCUACUACCGACGCAGCAAGUACCAAGCGUGGGCGAACCGAUGAUACGGCGGAUGGCCGGACGGUGAAAAGGGUCGCAACCGAGUCGACGGGCGGCAGCUCUCUUAUGAAGAAGCUCGCCCAACCGAAGAUUCAGCUGCAGUCCGCCUCCAAGUCGACAGCAGCAAAGGGUGCCUCUACAAUCAGCGAUCGAGCGAGGACGGCACCUAGCAAGCCAAGUGUGAAGCCUGAAGCGAGCGAGGAUAAACCCAAGGUGGAGGCAAAGAAGAAGGCGGUAAAGCCACCAGCGCCCACUAUGGGGCCGGAGCCUUCCUCUGGCGCCUUGUCUGGCAUUGGAUCACUUUUGGCUUCAAUCAAUACACCACAAGCGAAGGCAGCUGCCGCAGGGCCCUCACAAGAAAAGGCGAAGAAAGGAACGCCGCCACUGGAAACGGAGGAGGAGAGGACUAAGAGGCUACGCAAAGAGGCGCGCAGGAAUCUGCGGGUGUCGUGGAAGCCUGCCAGUGAGUUGGUGCAGAUCAAGGUCUUCGAGAAGGAAGAGUCUGAGGACGAGGGCCGUCACGUCAACAUGGUCCGGGACGCUGCCGAUGACAAGUCUGAGGGUAUGGUGCUCAAGCAGAGGGCCAAUGUGGAAGACGACGACUCAGACUCGGACGACGAGGUGCCCUUCAAGCCAUGGAUGGCGCCUCUAGGCUUGGACUACUCGCCGCUGCCUGAAUCCACGCGUGAGAAGAAUUACGUGACCAGAGGCGGCCGAGUGACGUUCAGGACAGAGGAGCAGGAAGCUAUCGCCAAGCGCGAGGGCGAGGUGCUGAUUGCCGCCUAUGCCACCGACGCGGACAUCCCACCGUCGCCAAGCUCACCUAAGAUGGAGGCUGUGACAGGUGAUGAUAUCCACAAGGUGGCCAACUUGCCCGUGGAGGGACCAAAGUACGAAGAGGUCCAGAACCGCUGGUGGGACGAGCAGCACUUGGGCGCCGACGGCGCUUUGUAUGCAGCAUUGCAACGUCUUGGGACUACCUCUAGCCCUGCAAACAUGCUAGACUCCAUACUCGGCCGCCUGGGCGGUUCGACUACAACCCAGCCCGCUGCCAGCGUGGCUGCUCCUAAGCUGGGCGGCACCGACACCAAUGUGCCACUUGCCAUGGGCUCAGCAACUGCUGAACAGGUCGUUGCCCUGCUUAGAUCUGAUCGCGCCCAGGCUUGGCGCGACCCGAAUCCUGUGACUUCUGACAUACACCGCGUCCACCACUACUCCGAUCCCCAGACCAAGAAUUCCGCCGCGGUUCUGGAGGCUGCAGUCAGGCUUCUUGCUGGAAAGCCGUACCCAGCGACAGCGCCUCCUGACUGGUUGCAGCAUGAUGAGGAAAGGAUCCGGGAAUGGUGGUUUGUGUAUAACAAGGAUGCUGCUGCGCGGCAAAGGCGGGCAGAUGAGCAGCGCGCCAGGGCUGAAGCAGAGAGGGCUGCCCAGAUGGGUUCACAGCCAGUAGGCCUGCAGGCUUCAGGCGCCGAUGCGCAGGCGUGGAUGGCGUGGUACGCGCGCGCCUCGCCCCAAGAGCAGCAGGCGUAUGCCCCGUACAUGGCGAUGUUGGCGCAGCAGAUGGGCGGAGGGCAGCCAUCUCAGCCACCGGCGCCGACACAGCCGCCUCAGGGCCAGCCUGACCAGAUGCAGGCUAUUCUCGCCGCCAUGGGGCAAGGUCAACCAAAGGCAAACGCGUCUGGUGCCUAUGGCUACAAUCCCGAUUUCCAAGCUGGACAACAGCAGUCUCUGUCAACUAAUGAUCGACACGACUAUGGGAGAGGGCUAGACGCUCGUGACUCUGACCGUCACAACCGGGACCACAAUGACUGGGAUGACUACAGUCGUGACGAGUACGGAAGAGAAAACAACAGGAACAAGGACAAGAAGAAGAACAAGCCGGGUCCAUCUACCAUUCACAAGCCGCCCAACGUGGCGCUUAUUGGAACGAAGCCGUGCACGUUUUGGCAGCAGGGCAAGUGCGCCAGGGGCGACAAGUGCACAUUCAGGCAUGAUUAA
Messenger RNA from Emericellopsis atlantica, 4089 nucleotides. RefSeq lists its product as uncharacterized. NCBI's taxonomy places the organism in Eukaryota, Fungi, Ascomycota, Sordariomycetes, Hypocreales, Bionectriaceae. Gene Ontology annotation, cellular component: nucleus. Bases 1 to 4089 code for a protein of 1362 amino acids. Gene Ontology annotation, biological process: box C/D snoRNP assembly. Gene Ontology annotation, molecular function: metal ion binding; RNA binding. The record is from RefSeq and is a predicted model, not a curated record. The transcript is spliced from 2 exons.